GUUCCACAGUGACAUUUUUUAUAUAUUUUUUCAAAUCAUUUCAGUGGAAGAGGUGAAAAACCGUUGGCGGAGCUGUAGAGACCAGUUCCGCAAGGAAAUGGUCCAUAGCCACAGUGGAUCUGGCCUCUCCAAGAAGCGGCCCUAUAUGUUUAAAGAACAACUUAUGUUUCUACGCGACAUUAUGGAUCUUCGUCCAACGGAGGACAACCUUGAGGAGGAAGUGGAGGAGACAGUGGAGCACCACUCCAGUGCCGGAGAUGUAGAAGGCCCAUCGUCACCAUCUGCUACCGAAGAGGGACAAGGGACCUCCACAAGGCCUUCCCAAGCAACCGCUCCCCCCACUUCGGAAGUGGAGGCUUCCUUGGCCGGACAGUCACGGUGCAAAAGAUCCGCCCAGCCUGGUGACACUUUGGUCAAUGUACAGGUACUUGAGUACCUUAAUAGGGCCAGGCAUGAGGACACUUAUGACCUCUAUGCCAGGAGUCUAGCCGCACAUUUCCGUAACUUGACUCCAGAACGUUACUUUCGGGUACAAACGGUCAUCAGUACCGUUCUGGAGGCAUGCACGCCGCCAAACGAUCCCUCGGAUAUAUUUACGGCCAGCGAUAAUUGGCGGAUGUAUGGCAACACAAGUGGGCCAGUCCAACGUCCCCCUCCGUCAGUGUUCCCACCCCACCAAGAAUAUCCGCCACAUCACGGGCGUCACUAUUUUCCCCCACCUCCCCAUUAUGGCCCAUCCUAUAGUGGGGAAGCCACUUACCACCCACCUUGACCCUCUGCCUCC
Messenger RNA from Bufo bufo (common toad), 784 nucleotides. RefSeq lists its product as uncharacterized. The record is from RefSeq and is a predicted model, not a curated record. Bases 98 to 772 code for a protein of 224 amino acids. Lineage: Eukaryota; Metazoa; Chordata; Amphibia; Anura; Bufonidae. The transcript has 2 exons.